Molecule: messenger RNA, 6397 nt
Organism: Mangifera indica (mango)
Lineage: Eukaryota; Viridiplantae; Streptophyta; Magnoliopsida; Sapindales; Anacardiaceae
Product: histone acetyltransferase HAC1-like
Exons: 17
Coding region: 467-5686 (1739 amino acids)
Biological process (GO): positive regulation of transcription by RNA polymerase II
Cellular component (GO): histone acetyltransferase complex; transcription regulator complex
Molecular function (GO): histone acetyltransferase activity; chromatin DNA binding; transcription coactivator activity
Source: RefSeq, a predicted model, not a curated record
AAUCCCCUAAUAUUAAUUCGACUUGUGCUUUUGACUAAAUAUUUCCUCUUCGUUUUCUAUGUCGAUCGAUUCCCCAAAUCGAUUUUGCUAUAACUAUAAUCAGCUUCUCCUUAGUUGGUCGCCUUAAAUUCACCCGUGUGAGACUCUUACUGGCACGUGCUAUUCAAGCGGUGGCUUAAUCUCUCUGUCCCUCUAUACUUCCUCUGUAUUUGACUUUUCCAAACCAACUCGUCGAUCAUCGUUGUCAUCGUUUUUGUUGGCGUUACGACCGUACGCCUUCGAUCGCUUCUGCUUUUGAUUGAUUAUAGUAUCCUCAAUUCAGUACAUGUAGGUAUUUGGGCAUCUUAGAUUUUGUGAAUACCGAGAGAGAAUGAGUGAAUGGUGGAGUGAUCCUGUAUUGGUGAAAAUAGUUGUGAUUGACUUUUUCGGUAGUAUUAUUGUUGAAUAGAAGGAGCAGAAGAAGAAUAUGAAUGUACAGGCACAUAUAUCAGCGGGGCAAGUUCCUAAUCAAGGGGGACUGCCGCAGCAAAAUGGGAACACAUUGCCACCUAAUCAAAUGCAAAAUUUAGUUGGUGUUGGUGGUAGUGUAGGUGUUGCUGGGGUUUCUCAGCAGCAUAAUAUGCCAAAUGUGGAUGCUGACCUGCUCAGAGCUCGGAUUCUCAUGCGUGAGAAGAUCUUUGCAAUUUUAAUGAACCACCAGACUCAACCAGUUGAUGAAAUAACAAAAUUGAAGUUUAAAGAUUUUUCAAAACGCUUAGAGGAGGGUCUAUUUAAAGCUGCUCAUACAAAGGAGGAGUAUAUGAAUAUGGAGACAUUAGAGCCUCGUUUAAGAAGUAUCAUAAAGGCGAAAUCUGCCAAUAACAAUAUUCAACGGCAUCAGCAGCUUGUAAAUUCUUCCUCUUCCAUUGGUACAAUGAUACCAACACCUGGGAUGUCACACAAUGUGAAUUCAUCAAUGAUGGUUACAUCCUCUGUAGAAAGCUCAGUGAUUGCUGCUAGUGGGUGUAAUACCAUAGCACCCACAACUGUCAACACCGGAAACCUGUUGUUAACUGGUGGUUUACAGAGUGGUUCCUUCAAUAGAUCCGAUGGAACUCUGUCUAAUGGAUAUCAACAAUCACCUGCCAAAUUUUCCAUUGGUUCUGGUGGAAACAUGUCAUCAAUGGGCACCCAGAGGAUUCCAAGUCAAAUGAUUCCUACUCCUGGAUUCAAUAGUAAUAAUAACAACAGUAGUAGUAGUGGCAGUAAUCCAUCAUAUAUGAAUUUAGAAUCUUCUGAUAAUGGUGUUGGGUUUUCAACUGUUGAAUCUGCAAUGGUAUCACAGCCACAGCUGCAAAAGCAGCAUGUUGGUGGUCAAAACAGCCACAUAUUGCACGGCCUUGGCAGCCACAUAGGUAGUGGUAUAAGGUCUGGCUUGCCGCAUAAAUCUUAUGGGUUCUCUAACGGGGCUUCAAAUGGUGGGUUAGGGAUGAUUGGGAACAAUUUGCCACUUGUGAAUGAACCUCCCACUUCUGAGGGCUAUUUAAUGACCACCCCUUAUGCUAAUUCACCCAAAUCUUUACAACAGCAAUUCGAUCAGCAGCGACCGCUAAUGCAGGGUGACGGAUAUGGGAUGAGCAAUGUUGAUAACUUUGGGACUGGGAACUUCUAUGGUGUAACAUCAAUUGGAGCAGUUACAAAUAAUCAGAAUUUUAAUUCAGUGAGCUUGCAUUCACCUAUGGCCAAAACUAGCUCUCCUUUGGUCGGUAAUCAAUCAAAUUUACUUGGUGCACCACAAGGUACACACAUAAAGCCACCAUCGAUUGAUCAAUCAGAGAAAAUGGGUUUCCAUUCUCCCUCGUCCACCAGAGAAAAUCUACUACAGUCCCAUCAGCAGCACCAAUUUCAGCUACAACCACAUCAAUUUCAACAGCAGCAACAAUAUGUUCAACAUCAGCACCACCAGAAGCAGCAUGGUCAGCAGCAGCAGCAUUUGUUAAACAAUGAUGCAUAUGGUCAUUCUCAGGUGAUGUCUGAUAUAGGCAGUCAUGUGAAGCGUGAACCUGGAAUGGAACAGCAGAAUGAAGUGAUGCAUUCACAAGCUUCUGAGCCAUUCCAGAUGUCUGCGCCACAAAACCAAUUUCAGAUGACUCCUUCUGAAGACCAUUCUAUGGGUGCUCAACAACUAUCUGUUUCUUCUGGUCUGCCUGAUGACUGCUUGUUACUGUCUCAAAUUUCUCAACCUGUGCAGAAAAAUUUGCAUCCGCAUCAGUCAGUUAAAGAAUCUCAUAAUGGUUCUAACUUCUGUUUUGCAGGAUCGCAAUCAGAGGCAGCUCUUCAGGGUCAAUGGCAUUGUCAACCACAGGAAAGGACUCACAUGACUGGGAGCAUGUCACAUGAUCAGCAUAUACGGGAGGAUUUUUGCCAGAGGAUAGCUGGGCAAGGUGAAGCUCAGUGUAAUAAUUUAUCUUCAGACGGAUCUGUUAUCGGUCAGCCUGCCAGUUCUAGAAGCAUGACAGAGCCCCCGAAUUCUAGAGGUAGUAGCUGCAGAUCUAGCAAUGGAAACCGUGAUCGACAGUUUAGAUAUCAACAGAGAUGGCUUUUGUUCUUGUUCCAUGCUCGUCGAUGUGCUGCUCCUGAAGGGAAGUGUCAGGAAGUUAAUUGCAUUACUGUUCAAAGAUUGUGGAAGCAUAUGGAGAAUUGCAAUUCACCUCAAUGUCCAUACCCUCGUUGCUAUCAUUCCAGAAUUUUGAUAAAUCAUCACAGGCAGUGCAGAGACCCUUGUCCUGUUUGUGUUCCUGUGAAUAAGUAUGUGCUUCAACAAAAGGAACGUGCUCGUCGUAACUCUGACUCUCAGUUGCUGAGUUCAGUUGGUGGAUCUUGUAAAUCCUAUGAUACUGGUGACACUUCAGGUGGAGUGUUUUCUAAAACUUCACCUGUUGUUGAAAGUUCACAAGAUAUACAGCCUUCUCUAAAACGCAUGAAAUCCCUUGAUCAUAAGAGCAAUGCUGUAUUGACUUCUGCAAUUACUGAACCCCAAGUUUCCCAAGAUGUUCAACAUCAAGAUUACCAACCUUGCAAGACUGAAGGUCCUGGAAGUUCUGGACAAGGAAGUCCUCAUAGCAGUGAUACAAAGGAUAAUGUGGAUGAAAUUGGCAACCAAAGGCCUGAUGGUGAGCCUAUCAUAUGUGAGGAGCCUACUGCUUUAGUUAAGCAAGAAAAUAUUAAGGCUGGGAAAGAGAGUGAUCUAUCUAAGCAAGAAAAUGUGACACAGCCUGCUGAAAAUGCCGCUGGAACCAAGUCUGGAAAGCCAAAAAUAAAGGGGGUAUCACUAACCGAAUUGUUCACUCCAGAACAAGUUAGAGAGCACAUAACAGGCCUCAGGCAGUGGGUUGGUCAGAGUAAAGCAAAGGCUGAAAAGAAUCAAGCAAUGGAGCAUUCAAUGAGUGAGAACUCUUGUCAGCUGUGUGCAGUUGAGAAACUCACUUUUGAACCACCACCUAUAUAUUGCACACCAUGUGGUGCUCGCAUUAAGCGAAAUGCAAUGUAUUAUACCAUGGGAGCUGGUGAUACACGGCACUCUUUCUGUAUUCCAUGCUAUAAUGAGGCUCGUGGAGACACCAUCAUUGUUGAUGGAACUAAUGUUCCAAAGACUAGGCUGGAGAAGAAGAAAAAUGACGAGGAGACUGAAGAAUGGUGGGUUCAAUGUGACAAGUGUGAAGCUUGGCAACAUCAAAUUUGUGCUUUAUUUAAUGGUCGAAGGAAUGAUGGUGGGCAAGCUGAAUACACUUGUCCUAAUUGCUACAUAUCAGAGGUUGAAAGAGGAGAACGCAAGCCUUUACCACAAAGUGCUGUUCUUGGGGCCAAAGAUCUGCCAAGAACAAUCCUUAGUGACCACAUAGAGCAGCGAUUGUUUAAAAGACUGAAGACAGAGAGACAAGAAAGGGCAAGGAUUCAAGGAAAAUCAUAUGAUGAGGUUCCUGGGGCUGAAGCACUUGUAAUUCGAGUUGUUUCAUCUGUUGACAAAAAGUUGGAAGUGAAGCAGCGGUUUCUUGAAAUAUUUCAGGAAGAAAAUUACCCAACAGAAUUCCCAUAUAAGUCCAAGGUAAUUCUGCUGUUUCAGAAGAUCGAAGGAGUAGAAGUAUGCCUUUUUGGCAUGUAUGUUCAAGAAUUCGGAUCAGAGUGUCAAUUUCCAAAUCAGCGUCGUGUGUAUCUAUCAUAUCUGGACUCUGUGAAGUAUUUCAGGCCUGAGAUUAAGGCAGUUACUGGAGAAGCUCUCCGUACAUUUGUCUACCAUGAAAUCCUGAUUGGCUACCUUGAAUAUUGCAAGUUGCGUGGUUUUACUAGCUGUUAUAUAUGGGCCUGCCCUCCCUUAAAGGGUGAAGAUUAUAUAUUAUAUUGUCAUCCAGAAAUUCAGAAAACUCCAAAAUCUGAUAAGCUUCGAGAAUGGUAUUUGUCGAUGUUAAGGAAAGCAUCCCGUGAAAGCAUUGUGGUUGAUCUCACUAAUUUAUAUGAUCAUUUCUUUGCAUCCACUGGCGAAUGUCGAGCUAAGGUAACUGCAGCUAGACUGCCAUAUUUUGACGGUGACUACUGGCCUGGUGCUGCAGAAGAUCUAAUCUAUCAGAUUCGUCAAGAAGAAGAUGGCAAAAAACAGAAUAAGAAAGGAAUAACCAAAAAAACUAUCACAAAAAGGGCUCUUAAAGCGUCUGGUCAAACUGAUCUCUCCGGUAACGCGUCGAAGGAUCUGCUGCUAAUGCAUAAACUUGGUGAGACCAUUUGCCCGAUGAAGGAAGAUUUUAUCAUGGUUCAUUUACAGCAUGCAUGCACUCAUUGUUGUAUUCUAAUGGUAUCUGGGAAUCGUCAUGUAUGCAGACAGUGUAAAAAUUUUCAGCUUUGUGAUAAAUGCUUUGAAGCUGAAAAGAAACGUGAAGAAAGAGAGAGACAUCCUGUCAAUUGCGGGGGAGUACACCCACUUGAGGAAGUUCCCAUUUCUGAUAUACCUGUUGAAACAAAAGAUAAAGAUGAGAUUCUCGAGAGUGAAUUCUUUGAUACCAGACAGGCAUUUUUGAGUCUUUGCCAAGGAAAUCACUAUCAGUAUGAUACCUUGAGGCGGGCAAAACACUCAUCAAUGAUGGUUCUUUAUCAUCUUCAUAAUCCAACUGCACCUGCAUUUGUAACAACAUGCAAUAUAUGCCAUCUUGAUAUAGAAACUGGUCAAGGUUGGCGCUGUGAAGUUUGCCCAGAUUAUGAUGUAUGCAAUGCUUGCUAUCAGAAAGAUGGGGGUAUUGAUCAUCCUCAUAAAUUGACAAAUCAUCCAUCAACUGCUGAUCGUGAUGCACAAAAUAAAGAAGCUAGACAAAUACGGGUCUUGCAGCUUAGAAAAAUGCUUGAUCUACUGGUGCAUGCAUCACAAUGUCGUUCUCCGCAUUGCCAAUACCCUAAUUGCCGUAAGGUGAAGGGGCUUUUCCGACAUGGUAUACAAUGUAGAGUUCGUGCAUCUGGAGGUUGUGUACUUUGCAAAAAAAUGUGGUAUCUACUGCAACUUCAUGCUCGAGCAUGCAAAGAAUCUGAAUGCCACGUACCACGAUGCAGAGAUCUUAAAGAACAUUUGAGGAGGCUACAGCAGCAGUCUGAUUCUCGGCGUAGGGCUGCUGUGAUGGAGAUGAUGAGGCAAAGAGCUGCUGAGGUUGCUGGCAACGCUGGAUAACCAAGUAUGUACAUGUAAAUAUUGUGUUUUUGGUAAGAAAGUGCCAGAUAGCGAGGGGAGGUGGAGAGUUGUGUUUUUGGGGCCAUGAUGGUGCUGUGUAGGAAGCAGCCAUGAAAAAAAUGGCCGAAGUAGAUGAUGAGAAGGGUAUACACAUGUAAAACAUUCUGACGGAAUGGGUUAAUGAUACAAGCAUCAGUUGGGGAAGAAGGAGAGCAACCCUUUGAUCCAUACUCCACGACCAGACCUGCCCUCUUGGUUAACACCAACCACUAACCAAAGACAUCAGAGUACUACGACUACCACUGAUUUGUCUUGCUGAUUUAUGUUGGUCGGUGGCCAAAUUUGGUGAUUCUUUGAUUUUUAUCUUAUUGUAUUGUCCAAGUCCAAUGCCAUUUAUUAUUGGAUGGCUUGGCCAGUGUACUAUAAUUGUUCUAAUCCCGUGUUCUUUAAAUGUUUUCUUACAGAAGAAAUAUGGGAGGUGGUCAGUUUCAAAUCCUCUUUUUCCUCGUCUUUUUUGUUUUUUUAAUUUAUUUAUAGACAAAUGACGCAGCCCCUCAUUUUGUAGAAUGUCUUUCUGUUAAAAAAAAAAAGGAUGGAAAAAAUAAGUGCCAUCUUAGGACUGCAGCAAAUUCAUUUUAUUGAUGCCCUCAUGUUAAUGUUUAUGUAGUCUCUUGAAUGUUACGUUAGUAAAAUUUAUAUUAUUCUUCAUCA